CGUUUAUUUUUGGUUCCUAAACUGCAACGUACUAUCGUCAGUCGUCACGUUGGCUUGCGAUCGGCUCCAAAACGUUUUACCGCACACUGACACUGCUUCUCGUGAUGAGAGUUACCCUCUGCCGCUCUGCGCCACUCCGUCUUCCUCUCCGCUCUCAAUUCCGACCUAACUCUAAAAAUAACAAUGGCCCCGUCUCCAAUGAAGCAUUAAGUAGCAUUACCUCGAAGAAGGUCCCUAGUCUUUCCACGGGAUUGGAGAUUCCAGGUUUUCGAGGUGCUCUUGUAUUUCUAUCUGUUUGCUGCGGUGGUGGCGGUGGUUUAAUGCAGCUGAUUUGAUUUGCUUGUUCUUGUUCGUUUGGACGAGUAGCAUUACCCAUUAAUGACAUUGAAUCUUGGAAUUAGAACGCUUAGAGGUGGUUGUCUCUAAAGUUCUGGUUUGGUUGUCUAUGGUUAUUUACAUACGCCAGAUCCUUUUAUAAGAUAGUUAGUUAUUGCUAUGUUCUAGCAUUGAUAUUUAUUGGAAUCCAAAUGGGUUUCUCUGGCGGUACUUCUGAGAUCAUUGAAUCUGGGGAGGAGUUCAACUUUUGGAAUCAUCCUAAUAGGCCAAAGCUACCGCGAAUUAAGCUAAGAGAAGGAGAAAAUAAUUCUCAUGCUUUACAUUCUCAGGAUGACCUUAAUCAGGUCAUUGAAUCAAUUGAUCUUCGAUUAUCACCCAAGCUGCUGAGCUUUUCACGUCAGGUUCUCGGAGAAAUACGGAACAGGGAAAUAUCUAGGGAAGCUAUUCGAGUUAGUGCAUCACAAGCAUCAGGAAUAGCAAUUUCUGAAUCUGUAACAAUGAAACAAGCUUUAAGAAGAUUAUGCAUUACGCAGGCAUCAGAACAGGCUGCAAUGAAGAGGUGGUCAAAACCAAUCAGCUUAUCUGGUGUCUCCGAUGCUUCCACAAUUAAAAAGUUGUAUACAUCAAUGGUUGCGGAGGAGAAUGAAUGUGGUCUUUCUGUUGGUGAACGGAAAAGGAAUUUAUCUGAUGUAUCUAUUGCUCCUAGAAGUACUUUUCUAAAUUUGUCUCAUGAAGGAACUCAGGUUUGCGGUACAUGUCAUGUAGAGAUUUCUCGUAUGGAAUCUAUUUCUUCUCCAAGUAAAGCUGCUUUAAACGAAAAUUUAACUAAAAAAAGAAUCCGGCAUGUCAUAGCUUCUCUCUCAAAAGCGGUUUCUGCUCCACAUAGUGCUGCAUCAACACCAAAAAACUGGGGUCGCUCGUCUGGGACAUCAGAUACAGAUAUAGCAAGAAAAGCAUACAACAAAGCUUGCUUGUCUGAUCUUGAUGAAGGAAGUGCGCUGAAUGUGCCUAGCAUCAUAAGUCCUCAAAUAACCAAAACAACAGUCGGAAACAAUUUUCUCUCUAAGAAGGGUAUGCAGGAAACAGUGCAGCCAUCUGCAAAUUCUAAUAGGUGUGUGAAGCCUAUUUCUGCAUCAUCAGGUACUGUGAAGCAGGCUGUUACAGUUGGAGCCAGAAACCAGGACAAUGUAGCCUGUGAGAAUCAUUGCAGUCCAACUAGUUUUAGCUUCAAAAGUGCCACUGCUGCUAAACUGACCAAAUACUCAAGGUCAAAAGAGAAGGGAAAUUGGUCACAAUGCUCAAUAAGUAGCCUUGGUGAAAACAGCAGCAGUACAAGUAAUAGUGAUGAGAGCAACAAUAGUGGCUCUAGUGUGGCUCGUCCUCACAUGUCUAAGGAUGUAAGAUGGACAGCUAUACACCAUGUUUUGAAUCAACAUGGAGGCUUGGAUAUAAGGAACUUCAAACUAAUAAAAAAGCUUGGAUGUGGAGACAUUGGAACUGUCUAUCUUGCUGAGCUAAUUGAAUCCGGAUGCUUUUUUGCCCUUAAAGUGAUGGAUACUGAAUCCUUGAUCGGUAGAAAGAAGAUCUUGCGUGCACAAACUGAAAGAGAUAUUCUACAAAUGCUUGAUCAUCCAUUUCUUCCAACAUUAUUUUCAAAUUUUACAACAGACAACCUCUUAUGUUUAGUUAUGGAGUAUUGUCCCGGUGGUGACCUGCAUGUCCUUCGACAAAGACAACAUGAUAGGAGGUUCUCAGAACCAGAAGCUAGGUUUUAUGUUGCAGAGGUCCUCCUUGCUCUGGAAUAUCUUCACAUGCUUGGUGUGAUUUAUCGAGAUCUUAAACCGGAGAACAUCUUGGUUAGAGAGGAUGGUCACAUUAUGCUCUCAGACUUUGAUCUUUCACUCAGAUGUAAUGUAAAUCCAAUCCUCCUCAGGUCCUCUUCAUUGGCGGGGAAGGAAGCUGGAAGGAUGUCAGGUCCUUGUGCUGAGUCCAGCUGCAUAAGUCCCAACUGCCUUCGUCCAUCUUGGCCUCAAAUUUCGUGUUUCACCCCUCGUCUAAUAUCUUCCUCCAAGGCAAAGUUGCGGAACAUAAGCUCUGGUGCAAGUAAACAGAUCGCCACUCUUCUGCAGCUUGUCGCUGAGCCAACGGAUGCACGGUCGAACUCCUUUGUUGGCACACAUGAAUACCUGUCCCCUGAAAUCAUUACAGGCGAUGGACAUGGAAGUGCUGUAGAUUGGUGGACAUUUGGAAUAUUUUUGUUUGAGUUGCUCUAUGGUAUGACGCCCUUCAAGGGAUCUGGGAAUGAAGAGACUCUGGCCAAUGUGGUGUAUAAGAACUUGAAGUUUCCAGAGACUCCAACUAUCAGCUUAAAUGCGAAGGACUUGAUCAAACGGCUACUGGUGAAGGAUCCGGACAAUAGACUCGGUUCAGUGAAGGGAGCAGCUGAGAUCAAGGGGCACCCAUUUUUCGAGGGUCUCAAUUGGGCUUUGAUACGAUGUGCGGCUCCUCCGGAGAUUCCAGGAAGAUUUGAUUUGAGUUCAUCAUUGGCUCGGAACAAGAGAAAGGAAGGCAAGUGCCUGAGUUUUAGUAAGGAGGAUGUGGAAUUUGAUUUAUUCUAGUAGAGUUGGUCUCUAUCUAAUAAACUGCGAUGUAACUCUAAUUUCUACAAAGGCAAAUGAGCUUUCUUUCCUUGUCAGUGGCAUCAUCUAUGUAUGGAAAUUGGAAUUAUAUUCCAAGAUGAGCAUACAUUGUUUUGGCAGUGGAAUGGAAAUCCUGUAACUUCUACUCGAAACUUUGUUUGUUCCAUGAUUGAAUUGCAUUGUCCCAUUACCCUGAACCUUUGUAAGCAUCUUUCUUUGGCUAUGUUUAGUUUAU
Molecule: messenger RNA, 3210 nt
Organism: Phalaenopsis equestris
Lineage: Eukaryota; Viridiplantae; Streptophyta; Magnoliopsida; Asparagales; Orchidaceae
Product: serine/threonine-protein kinase D6PK-like
Exons: 4
Coding region: 528-2954 (808 amino acids)
Biological process (GO): protein phosphorylation
Cellular component (GO): plasma membrane; nucleus; cytoplasm
Molecular function (GO): protein serine/threonine kinase activity; ATP binding
Source: RefSeq, a predicted model, not a curated record